Molecule: messenger RNA, 510 nt
Organism: Callithrix jacchus (white-tufted-ear marmoset)
Lineage: Eukaryota; Metazoa; Chordata; Mammalia; Primates; Cebidae
Product: Tctex1 domain containing 2
Biological process (GO): microtubule-based movement
Cellular component (GO): cytoplasmic dynein complex; cytoplasm
Molecular function (GO): dynein intermediate chain binding
Source: RefSeq, a predicted model, not a curated record
CGCACCCGCCAGGCCUUCGCCGCCAGCCGCGCCCGCACCGAGAAGCCCGGCCAUGGCCGCGCCUGCCGCGGUGUCCUCGGUGGGCGACGUGGUGUCUGAGGCUGAGAACUCCGCGGAGCCCGAGAACACCUAUGUUCUGCGGCCUGUUUUCCAGCAGAGGUUCAGGCCCUCUGUGGUUAAAGACUGCAUCCAUGCUGUGCUCAAGCAGGAACUGGCAAGCGCUGAAUAUGCUCCGGAAGAGACGCCGCAGCUCACAAAACAUUUAUCAGAAAACAUUAAAGAUAAAUUAAAAGAAAUGGGGUUUGACCGAUACAAAAUGGUGGUGCAAGUGGUGACUGGAGAACAAAGAGGUGAAGGAGUAUUACAGUUUAUUCUGCAUUGUAGCAGCAUUUGGCUGUUUCUACUACUGAAUAGAUUUUUGAAAAGCUGGGAAAAGAUGUGACCAUGAAGAAACCUGAUCUUUUUAAUAUUGUUAAAUAUCUUGAUGAAAUAAAGAUGUUAGUAGUUUGA